Molecule: messenger RNA, 642 nt
Organism: Pteronotus mesoamericanus
Lineage: Eukaryota; Metazoa; Chordata; Mammalia; Chiroptera; Mormoopidae
Product: Golgi-associated RAB2 interactor protein 6-like
Exons: 1
Coding region: 1-642 (213 amino acids)
Cellular component (GO): nucleus
Source: RefSeq, a predicted model, not a curated record
AUGGGGAAACUGCAGAGGCAGCUGUGGAAGGGUGAGUUUGCCAUGUUCAAGUGCAUUCCCAUAUUUGAGAGCGAUUUCAUCCAGAUAAACGAAACAGGGGAACUGAUCGAUGUGUUCAACAGUGCGCAAAUGGUCACUGUUGGCAUUGCAUAUACCUGCUCCGACACCAUAAUACCUGACAUCAUGCUGCUGGCACGACCGGCUGUCACCUGUGCAGUCAAUGCUAAACAGGACAGACAUAGCCCGGGGAAGGGGCUCAAGUCAGUGAAGAGCUUAGAGCUGACCAGGCUGCUGCCUUUGAAGUUUGUAAUGUUGUCCAUCCACAAUCAUGAGAAACAACAGCUCCACUUGAAGCUUGCCACUGGCCGCUCUUUUUACCUACAAUUAUGCCCUCCUUCAAAUAUAAAUGUAGAUCUGUUUGCACACUGGGAAGACCUGGUGUUCUUCCUGAGACCGCCAAUGGAGGCUUACAGCAGUACCCACGCCAUACCAGCUUAUGAAAUGUCGGACAUACCUGUGUUGGAGGUAGAGGACAUGAUGAACCCAGAAGUAAGUUUUUGCAGAAACUCUCCAAAAAACUCUCCAAGAGGGUCUCAGAGUGCUUCAGGAGGGCAACCCAAGGCUCUUAGGCCGCUCCCUUAG